AUGGCAAGACCUUUGGAGGAUGUCUACUGCACGCUCCUUAUGAGCGACUCCUAUCUGCCUGGAGCCGCAGUUCUUGCACAUUCUUUACACGAUGCUGGCACCAAGAAGAAGCUGGCCGUUCUCGUUACGCUCGACACGCUGUCGGCCGAUACCAUAACCAAGCUAAAGGCGCUAUACGACUAUGUGAUCCCCGUCGACCGUAUACGCAACCCUAAUCCCGCCAACUUGUAUUUGAUGGGCCGCCCGGACCUCCUCUACGCCUUCACCAAGAUUGCAUUAUGGCGACAAACACGCUUUCGCAAGAUUGUAUACUUGGAUGCGGACGUGGUCGUAUUACGCGCUUUGGACGAGCUUUUCGACAUCGACGCAACCUUUGCCGCUGCACCAGAUGUUGGCUGGCCGGAUGCUUUCAACACCGGUGUAAUGGUCCUCACUCCUGACAUGGGCGAGUACUGGGCGUUGCAGACCAUGGCCUCCACCGGCGACAGCUUCGACGGCGCUGAUCAGGGUCUGCUAAACCAAUACUUUGAACACCGCAAUUGGCAUCGCUUAAGGUUUACUUACAACACGACCCCGAAUGCUCAAUACCAAUGGGAGCCCGCAUACCGAUACUACAAACGCGAUAUUAGUGCUGUUCACUUCAUUGGCAAAGACAAGCCGUGGAAGGCUGGGCGCAAUGGCCCUGGCGGGUACGGCGUCUACAACGAGCUACUGGCUCGUUGGUGGGCCGUUCAUGAUAGGCAUCUCAAGCAAACUUCGGUUGCCCCUACAUCUGGUUCAGGUAAGGAAGCAGAGCAUCGUUCUUCAACGGUAGCUCAUCAGAAUGUGCAUGGUGAGAGUGUCGUAUCCGGUGACGCACCGACCCAGCACAGUGCUUCCAUAUCCCAGUCUGUAGUUGAGCCCGAAGCCCCUGGCACAAGCACUGAGAUGCCCCUCACUGAACCCGGAGAAGCCUCGGAAAAUAUUGACCAAGGUUUUACAGAGCCGACUCCAACUUCGCAACAGCGCCAGUUCUCGGCACCGGAGAUGGAAUGGGACGCUACUCGAUUCGAACCGCCAUCCGAAUCCAAACCAGAAGCCGCGAAUUUCCCAACCGCGCAGUACACGUUCAGCGACAGUCACGAGUUCUUCAAGGCACCCCAAGUCUACCCCGAGCCUCCCAAAGACAUGUGGUAUCAGGUACCAGAAGACAAACCCAAGCCUACCGAGCCACCGAAACCAAUCUUUCCGUGGGAGCGCGAGCGUGACCGUCCCAAGCCGACACGUGUAUUUGCCGAAGACCUUCCACCUCCCGAGCCAACGCCGCCUACGCCCACGAUUACGUUAAGUCCAUCUUCGGCUUUUGGACCCCCAGGGGCACAUCCGUUUUCUACUGUGCAUUACGAUGAGGAAGAGACCAUGUCUGAAGAAGUAGUAGCGCCUGGGCAUCAGAGCCCUGAACGCGUUUCUUCUCCGAAGACUGCUGACCAACAGUGGCAGGACUUCCAGCAGAGCAAUACUAAUGCAUGGGACAGCGUGCCCGGGAUCGAAACAUACGUACGAGCAGUCAUGGAGUCGCAAUCCCAACGAGGGAAACCGAAAGUCCUGAGUCCAGCAGCUGAAGAGGUCUCAUUGCCCAUCAUGAGCCGCAAACAGCGCCGCGAGAGUCUCAUACUCACCGAUUUCCCUUCCGCAGUCGAACGACCGAGUCUGCCAGUCACCCCGGCGCCUGUUGCGCGACCCACGUUUUGGGGCGAAGAGAGGGACGAGCAAGGGGAGCUACCUCAAGCGGAGGGUGUUCCAGAUCAACAAGACUGGGUAUGUCCCCAAUGUGGAUUUUUCUCUGUCAGCGCUUCAGAUUUUCGUCGUUCUCGCGAGUUGCCUGCAUCGCCCGUUCCUGUCGAGAAGGCCGCGCCUCCUCUUCGACUCGUUACUACCCAGUCCAUUGAAACUCGGCCGAUUACGAUUCAGCCGGCCAAGAAACAAAGAAAGAUUCCGAAAACGCAGCCCACUUCAAUCGCGUCAGAAAAAUUAUUGCUCAACACGACGUCAUCGCCCGCUCCACCCAAGCCCCACCCUAGGAUUGGUAAUCCAGAAGAGAAGCUCGAGCAGCUACGACGGUCCUCGCUCAUCGAAUUCGAACAUUUGAAAAGUCCCAAUCAUCCGAAGGCACCACUCAGAAAGCUGCCAGAACACUCCGUCGACUUAGGCCCUCCAUCAAACCACCCUUCCAAGGCAAAGACAUCUGAUCCGUCUCUUGUGAGCUCAAGCGGACCAGCUAUGGGCGGAACGGACGCAAAAGAUGUCGCGAGUUCUUCGGGUGCACCGGAAGACUCAAACAAGGGCAUCACGAAAGACCUGGCCAAUCCACCCAAACCAUCUCACGGCUAUUUCGCCCUUGCAAGACCCGAAAACAAGGAAGACACAGCUGCUCAGACCCCAGCCGAUAUGCCGCUAUUUGUUGCACCGAAUUUCGGGACUGACGGCACAGGUGACGAGCUCGACGAUGCACCAAGAUUGCCUCACGAGCAAGCACCAUUCCCUCGCGACGAACCUCUCAGUCCAACUCAGACGCGAUGA
Messenger RNA from Didymosphaeria variabile, 2559 nucleotides. RefSeq names its product glycogenin glucosyltransferase (gene GLG2). Gene Ontology annotation, cellular component: cytoplasm. The transcript is spliced from 5 exons. Bases 1 to 2559 code for a protein of 852 amino acids. The record is from RefSeq and is a predicted model, not a curated record. Gene Ontology annotation, molecular function: glycosyltransferase activity. NCBI's taxonomy places the organism in Eukaryota, Fungi, Ascomycota, Dothideomycetes, Pleosporales, Didymosphaeriaceae.